This is a messenger RNA of Eremothecium cymbalariae DBVPG#7215, 1905 nucleotides long. RefSeq names its product dynein intermediate chain (gene PAC11). Gene Ontology annotation, molecular function: dynein heavy chain binding; dynein light chain binding. NCBI's taxonomy places the organism in Eukaryota, Fungi, Ascomycota, Saccharomycetes, Saccharomycetales, Saccharomycetaceae. Bases 1 to 1905 code for a protein of 634 amino acids. Gene Ontology annotation, biological process: transport along microtubule. The transcript has a single exon. Gene Ontology annotation, cellular component: cytoplasmic dynein complex. The record is from RefSeq and is a predicted model, not a curated record.
AUGGAAGAUAGAUUGCAACAUUUGGAUGAAAUGAAAAAGAAACUUAAACAACUUCGAGAGCGAAGGCCCUUGCUUGCUUCUUCAUUCUCUCCAGCUACUUCAUUAGGCACUGGUGAAUCGAAAAAGAUCGACAAUGGGUUUGUUUCGCAUCUUCUAAAGGGUAUCGAUAAGAUUCCUAAGAAUCAAAGUCAUCAAGGCACUGGAUUGGAGCAUGGUAGUUCAAUUAGCGUUUCAGUACAAACGGAUGAAAUGAUAGAGCAUGAGGUGUCUGAAGUUCUGGUUGAUAACGAAGUACAAAAGAUAGAUGUGAUUACGUAUGAGAAAGCAGUUCAAACUGAUAUGAUUGAUACUGAUGAUGAAGGAGAUCAGAAACUCAAAAGUGAAGUUUCAAUGAUUGAAGAAUCAGCUGAAAGUGUUGGGCAUUCUAUUGGGGAAGUUACAUCGAGUAUAGGUAGUGAGUAUGAGGAAUUGGGUACGAAACUGAAACCUUUGAUUGUUACUAGUCAAAAUAUCUCCUUGGAAACAACUACUUUUGCUUUAUUGGAAGUAUUAGAAAACAAGGAGAAUCUAACCAAUAGGAAUCAACUUCAAGAAAACGAGUAUUUUGCAUAUUCGCAUGAAUUUAAUCUAGAAUUUGUUCAAGAUACGAGUCCAAUAUGCGUAUCUGUUGACUAUCACCAAGGAUUUAUUCUUGUGCUUACCCAAUUGGAAUCAAAUAUACGUCAGUAUAAUACAUUAACGGUUUGCAAUGUGAUAAAUUUUGAGACUGGUGAGAUAGUUGAUACCGUCCAAUUUCAAGGACAAACCUUAAUUAAGGGUGAGUUCAUUGUUGUCAAGGACUCUAAAAUCUUAACAAUGUUGUUGACUUCGUACAAUGGUAAAACAAUCCUUUACGAACUAAGAGCAGUGGCAGCAAAGGCUGGUGGCAAGACUAAGUCUAUCCCUAAGAUAGAGCGUAACGUCAUUUCGCGCAAUUAUCACAACUGGCCUAUUUACGCUGUGUGGCAGCAUCACGUGCGUGAAUCCAAAGUUUUGACUGCUAGUACAGAUGGGACUAUUCGUGAAUUGAAUCUCAUAGAUUUGAAACCUGUACUAGAUCCUACCAGUUGGAAUGGUGUGAAAGUGGUUCCGUUUUCGAGAUCUGAAUUAAUUUUAAAAGAGCAGUAUGGCAACUCUAAGUAUUUAAGUCAGUUGACAAAGUUGUCUAUGUACGACGAGGUUACCAUAAAGGCUAUUUGUACAUUCCACAAUGAUCCUAGUAGUAUAUAUGCGGGUUGCGAAGAUGGUGGGAUAUACAAAAUUGUUAUAGAAAAGGGUGAAGGUAAAAGGAAUAUUAAAUUAUCAUUGGAUAAUAAUGGGUUUAUUCCAGUGGCCCAAUCGGAGACUGAUUCCAAUUAUAGUCCUAAAGAACGAGAUGAAAAUGGAGACAAAGAAGAUGACAUAGCACUCAACCAAGAACCCUUGUUUCAUCUAGGAUCUGUAACUGCCCUAUUUCCAUGCAGUAAUUUCUCCGGUUUGAUGUUAUCUUGUGGUAUGGAUUGGAAAUGUAUCUUAUGGGACGUACCAAACAAUCAGAGAAUAUUUACAAUAGAAUUGGAUAGCCCGGUAAUAUGCUGUGAUAUUUUUACCCUUCCCCAUGACAAAGGGCAGUCGUACUUAGCCCUUUUAACUGCCUUGGAAUUCCAUAUUUAUGAGAUAAACCUAUCCUCAACCCAUACUCAUUUAGGGAACACUUUAUGGUCAUUGAAUAUUGCCCCUAAACGUAUUUUCUCUAUUUCCGCAACGAAGACUAGACAUCAACUAAGCAUGUUUACUCACUUUAAGUUAGUGCACCAACAAGAGCAGUGCUAUGUAAUUUUAGGUGGGGAUGGGCCAACCUUGGAAUGCUAUAGGAUAAUAUCGUGA